This is a messenger RNA of Nerophis lumbriciformis (worm pipefish), 5123 nucleotides long. RefSeq names its product CUE domain containing 1b (gene cuedc1b). Lineage: Eukaryota; Metazoa; Chordata; Actinopteri; Syngnathiformes; Syngnathidae. Gene Ontology annotation, molecular function: ubiquitin binding. The record is from RefSeq and is a predicted model, not a curated record.
AGAAACGAGAAAAGACAGAGGUAGCAAGUAGGUAACGUUAGCCUACAUGAAAUUAUUUGUCUGUUACAGAAUGUGAUAGUAACCUGGCUUUUUAGCAUUAAGCUAAUGUUACAUGAGUCGGCAAUUGCUAAUCAAUAAAUAGCUAGUUCUGUUUUAACGUCGGGUUAAUAUUGUGGAGGGGGCUAAAUUGUUAUGGAAAAUAAUAAUGUAACGUUAGGUAAUUACAGUACUCCCACCUACAUUCCUCUGGGACAUUUGUAUUAGAUAUUUUAAGCAGGUGUUUUUUGUUUACAUUGUUAUUGCCUUCUGGUUAGCUAAUGUUUGCCCUGCAGGUAAUAGUCACUUUUCCACCCCUUUAUAUAUUAGGUAUAGUUGUAAGUAAAAAAAAAAAGGUCAAAGACAAAGCUAUUCGGUUUCUUGUGAGUAUAUACACUUCACUGCCGAUGUGGGGGGGCGCCACCUAAAAUCUUGCCUAGGGCGCCAGAUUGGUUAGGGCCGGGCCUGCUCAAGAUACAUGUAAAAUACAACUUUUGCUUCAUAAUUUCAUAAUUUGAAGCUUUUUUAAACGUAACUAGACGCCCUUGGUCCUCCUUUCUUCUACGGUGUUUUACUUGCAUGCUCAAGUCCAGAAAAACUGCUUUCGGGUAAAAUUGUUAUAUGCCCCGCCCCUCACGCUAAAACGCUGCCAUUAUUUUCAUACCGUAGAGAAAAAGAAGCGAAACUGGGAAAAAAAGAAACGAAAUCGUAAACAAGAGAAGCGAUCAUAACAACAUUUGAUACAAACACAAAUAAUAAAAUUGUACAAAAAAUAUUAAUCGAAAACAUCCACCAAAAAUAUUGUAUUUUUUUCAAUGUUUGUAUUUAUUUGUUUGGCGUACGCAGUUUGAGAAUCCCUGCUGUAGGGCAUAGAUAUACGGUAAAGUUGGUACUUACUUCUGUUAUAGUGUAAUAAGGAUAGUAUUGUUAAUACAGAUCAAUAUAUUGUACUUAAAGGUCCAGAUCAAUUAAUGAUGUUUCCCUUUAACUUGUUGAUCAUCAUUAUAAUCAGACAAAUGCAAUUAUUUUCGGUGACAUUUUUUAAAAUGACAUACAAAUAUAGUUAAACAAAAACAAAUCUUUAAAUGUGUUGCCUCCAAAGCCCCACUGACCAGUAAUAUCACAAACGUGUCAACACAACAAAAACACAAUUAUUUCCCCAAACAACGAGCGAGGAUAGCAGUCUCAUCACGGUAGUAUCGAUCCGUUACUGAUACUACCUUUAAUAUCGACGCGGUUGGUGUGUGGAUCGUAUUUGAUGCAGCGACUGAGCUAAGUUUUUGAGGUGUCCAGAUUUUACUUAUAAUUUAUUUUUUGUGUGGGUGUAUCUCAUUUUUGCUAUUUUUUAUAGCAAGUUCACUCAAGUUGGGAUGGCUGUUAUGUAUUUUUUUUACUAUUAGUACGUGACUGCUGAACUAAAGUGACACAUCCGGUUGCUAGCCGAGCGAGCUUAUUGCUAAGAUCGUGAAGGGACAGUUAUACUUCAUGAAAAUGUCCACUAUCAUGUCUGAUCUAUCGUGACUUAUCUCUUCUUUGGAUGUUUUAUAUCCUACCUGAGACUUGGCCAAUUUGUCAGUCCUCAUAACCUUCAAAUGACUGUGCCUGUACUUUUCACAACCUGUAAUUCAAUCAGUCUAGAUUACUGUAAUACUACGGUUUGCACUAUCUACCCAUGCUUAUCUAAUGACCCAAAAAGGUUUAACUUGGUUACCUUAUAAAGUGGGAGCUCAAGGAAGGCUGGAAGACCUGACAUACUGUGUUACUGUCAACACAUAGGGGCCAUCCAAGCUGUAGGUUGGCCAGAACUUGAAAAUGACCAGCCUGUUUAGGCGCAGCAAUAGUAAUGGAGGAUCCAGAAGUAGUGGUGGUGGCAAUGAAGAACAUGGUGAGCUUAAUAACAGCAGGCCCAACCGACAGGUCCGCCGCCUGGAGUUCAACCAGGCAAUGCAGGACUUUAAGACUAUGUUUCCAACAAUGGACUAUGAAGUAAUCGAGUGUGUGCUACGUUCCAACAACGGAGCUGUGGAUGCAACUAUUGAUCAGCUUCUACAGAUGAGCAUUGAUGGACAACUUUCAAAUGACAGCUCAGACUCUGAUGACAGCAUCCCACCAGAGAUUCUGGAGAGGACUCUUGAACCCGACAGUUCAGAUGAGGAACCACCUCCAAUCUACUCCCCACCCACAUAUGAUGCCCACAUUUAUGACAGAAAAUAUCCAGAAGCCACACCAACACCUCCACCAAGAUUUGAAGCCCAGUCGCCUUCAGGUCACAAAGAAGUCAGACAUUUCAGAAACUGGAACCCUCCUUUGCUCGGUAAUCUCCCAGAUGAAUUCUUGAGGAUCCUGCCUCAACAACUACAAAGUAUAAAGCAGAGUACUCGGGGCCAUCUCUCCCAGCCUGGUUCAUCAUCCUCAUCUUCAGUCGCAAUCAACCACUGGACGGGCCAGUCAAGUUCUCAGUCUGGAGCUGCAAGUACCACUGGUGGCCUCGGUCUCACAGCAGGAGCUACAGAGCAAGACAAGAAACUAAAGCAGUAUCUGGAAGAUGAGCGCAUUGCCCUAUUCCUACAGAAUGAGGAGUUCAUGAGAGAGUUGCAGCGAAACAGGGACUUUCUUGUUGCCUUAGAGAGAGAUCGCUUGAAGUACGAAUCAAAACAAAUCAAGCUUGGAUCAUCGAGCUUGGAAAAUUGCACAGGAGAACCAUUAUCUGCACCUUCAUUGGAGGCUGUGUCAGACGAUGCACUGUUUAGAGACAAACUCAAACAUAUGGGCAAAUCCACAAGAAAGAAGCUGUUUGAAAUUGCCAAAACCUUCUCUGAGAAGACCAAAAGAAGAAAGUCAAAAAGGAGAAUGCUUCUAAAGCACCAUUCAUUGGGGACCGCUAAUUCCACAGCCAAUCUCCUUGACGAUGUUGAAGGAAACUCGUGUGAGGAAGAAUGUCAAUCAAGAAGAGCAGUCACUCAAUCGGAGAAUGAACAGCAAAGCGAGCCUGACUCAUGAUCCUGCCAUACGCCAUUCUAACAUGGUUACCUUGGUGACAGCUGAAUGACCAUUGGUGAUGGCCUUGAAGUCUUCACCCAAAUACCAGCCAAUGUAAAGCUCAACAUUUUGUUAGGAACCCCUUCCUUCCAUUCAAAGGACAGGAAGUGGAGUCUUCUUCUUUAGGUGGACUGUCAAUACAUUGUUAUGAUUACAACAUUUAUGUAUUAUAAUUGUCAAUUUACCAUUUUAAUUGUAAAGGAAAAUAUAUUCCUGUAGUCAUGACUUACUUUUUUUUUUAAUAAUCUGCUUCCUCCAUACUUGCCAACCCUCCCGAUUUUUCUGGGAGACUCCCGAAUUUCAGUACCCCUCCCGAAAAUCUCCCGGGGCAACCAUUCUCCCGAAUUUCUCCCGAUUUUCACCCGGACAACAAUAUUAAGGGCGUGCCGUGAUGGCACUGCCUUUAGCGUCCUCUACUGUGGACGCGUCCGUUUUUUCACCAUACAAACAGCGUGCCGGCCCAGUCACGUGUUGUAUACGGCUUCUGAAUGCACACAAAAGUGACUGCAAGACAUACUUGAUCAACAACCAUACAGGUCACACUGAGGGUGGCCGUAUAAAUAACUUUAACACUGUUACAAAUAUGCGCCACACUGUGAACCCACACCAAACAAGAAUGACAAACACAUUUCGGGAGAACAUUUGCGCCGUAACACAACAUAAACACAACAGAACAAAUACCCAGAAUCCCUUGCAUCCCUAACUCUUCCGGGCUACACGCCGCCCACCUCAACCCCCCCACUCCCCCCAUCUCCCGAAUUCGAAGGUCUCAAGGUUGGCAAGUAUGGCUUCCUCAAAACCUCUUUUUCGGGGUGCAGUAGCACUAGCUAUGACUGUACUUUGGUUAUUUUUUCCAGUUGUGUACAGUAGCAUUAUUGAGUGUUUUAGACUAAGCAUCCUCAGGUAAGGCAUUAUAAAUCCAGAACCAUGGAGAGUGCCCAUUUCUAUAUCCUAAACCAGUGGUUUUCAAAGUGUAAGGUGGACCUCCCUGAGGUUGUGCUGUGCAUCAGGUUGACAAAAUAAAUACAAGUAUCAUUUUAAACUUGCUAACCUAAUGGAUAAGUUGUUGUUUUUACAGUAAGAUAAGUGCAUUCUUGGAAAGCAGAAAAAAACUGUAUUUUUUAUGUCAGUGUUGUCUGUCAAGACUGACUUAAAUUACCACAUUGUGUUUCAUGUCCUCCAGGCAAUUCACAUGGUCCCAAACUUGAAAAUCUAUGUAGUAAACCGUGUAAGGAUUUUAGUUUUUGUUUUGUUCCCCUUAUUGUAUUUCUUGUUUCAACAUUUGUGGGUCCAGAACUAUAUUUUUCAUGUAUCAGAUUGUUGUGACCGCUGAAGCUGAAACCGGCUAGAAGUAAAUCCUAAACCUUGGCAACAAGUUUAGUGGUGGAUUGCAAACUGAACAAGCAUCUUCGAAGCGGUUGAAAAAUUAGGGAUGGCUCGAUAUCCAUAUUGCAACAUAGAAUAUGCCGAUUACGAUAUGUUUCUCCUUUCUUGUUAUAUAAAUAGAUUUGUAUGCAUGUACAGUACUUUUUUUUAAAUAGACAUUUCUAUAAUCAAACUGCAACAAAUAUUCUGCUCCUCUGAAGAAAAACAAAUUAUUGAAAAUGAAACUCAAAUUUUUAAGUUUUAAUAAAGCGCUGCAUAGUUAAGGGAGACAUCUUUCAAUAGCGUUUUUACAUGGGCACCAGGUGCAGCAGCACCUUUCAAAAUAACAUUGAAGUGGGAUUUUGUAAUUACAAUUUCAGUGUACAAUGAUACUCCACACUUCACUGUGGUGUAUACCUUAAUGACAGCAAAAAAAAAAAAAAAUAGAUACAACUUAACGUACCAUAUAUUUAACAUUAAUAUUAUAUUUGGGGCUUUUAAAAUCAGAUUGGAGGGGAUAUCAAAUGCAGUAAAAUUGAUUAUACCAACCCAGAGUAUCGGAUUGGACCAUCCCGAGUUGAAAUGUAUCCUGUUGAUUGUUUUUCUGAUGGUUUGUUUGGAAAGCAAUAUUGUAGCCUAACUUACAAUUAAAGCUAGUGAAUAGUUUUUUCUGUUGGUUUGUU